AAAUCAACGGUUAUUGCGUGAAUUCAGGGCUAUGGCAUUAUUUUUGGACCAGUCGUUCGAUUUGGUUAAAACAGUCAGCGUGGAAAGAGAAAGAGAUUUUAUUUUCAACACAAACAUGGUCCGGUUUACAGAUGUAACAACAGAGCAAACGUUGUCUUCUCCUGAACUGGAAAGAACUAUCCUUCCAGAGGGACAGAGGAAAAGAAAGAGAACUAUUUUCAGCCGCGCUCAAUUGUCAGAAUUGGAGCGCGCUUUUGUGGUUUCCCCGUACCCGGACAUCACCCUGCGCGAAAGACUAGCUGCACUCACACUGCUUCCAGAAAGCAAAAUUCAGGUGUGGUUCCAAAACAGACGAGCUCGCAGUAUGAAAAGCAAGAAGCUGACCAGACCAGUAAGGAGAGUAAGUCCAGGCAGGACAGUAAGCUCGAACCCUUUACCUGCAGCUAGACUUCCAUCGACUUUCACCUCAGAGCAGAGUUCUGCAGCUCUUAGUCACUGGUCUCAAAAUCUUCCUCAUCCAACACCACCCCCACCACCCAUUUCUCCAGACCUGCCUGGAGUUCUGCCCUGGGGGAACAGACACCCUGAUCCAUCUGGAGCUUCAUCUUUCUCCGAUUGUGCAUCAGACAGGCCAGCCCACUAUUCUUUCCAAAAUCAGUCAAGUGGUCUCUGGCAGAUGAACUGCUUCACAGCACACCCUGAAGGUUUAUCUGGACAUCAAGUGAAAUCCUAUUGUAGUGCCAAUCAGACCAUGUACUCGUCCAUGCCUGUGGACCAGGUGAUUCCUUUACAUCAAGCCAGUUUGGAGGGAGCUCUACAUAGACAGAAUCAGGCCCUGUCACACUACCAUCAGACCUCACUUGGAGAUAUCUCUGAUCUCAUAUAUAGUGCAGCUGUAGUCACCAAUCUAGAGGACUGCUGACAAGUAGAAUAAACAGUCUUGACGUAUUGCUCCAUA
This is a messenger RNA of Myxocyprinus asiaticus (Chinese sucker), 958 nucleotides long. RefSeq names its product homeobox protein SEBOX-like. The record is from RefSeq and is a predicted model, not a curated record. The coding region runs from base 32 to 922 and encodes 296 amino acids. Gene Ontology annotation, molecular function: DNA binding. The transcript has 3 exons. Lineage: Eukaryota; Metazoa; Chordata; Actinopteri; Cypriniformes; Catostomidae.